Molecule: messenger RNA, 2339 nt
Organism: Aedes albopictus (Asian tiger mosquito)
Lineage: Eukaryota; Metazoa; Arthropoda; Insecta; Diptera; Culicidae
Exons: 2
Coding region: 303-2204 (633 amino acids)
Source: RefSeq, a predicted model, not a curated record
UUCAAUAUGCAUCAAAGGACAUUUUGCAACGGCCGUAGAUCAUACCUGCGUAAAGUUCCAGCUAUUUAUCCGAGGCCAAGUCAUGAAUCCUUAUCCUCUGAAUGACACAUCCAUCCCACCCAUCAUCGAGCAUCAGACGGACGACGACAAAACUCACGCGUAUUGCAAUAAUCGGUAGCUGAAAGUCUAUAAAAUGCGGCGCAAAUUAUCCUCCAAUAAUCAGUUCGGUUUCUCUGCUCGAGUUUAAAACGCACCCUACCUUUGGGUCGAUCGAGGCGUUGUGCCCAUCAGCUGGCAUCAACAUGCUCCUGGAACUGCUUGUUCUGUACCUAUGUUUUAGGUCCAGCAAUUCAGCCUAUGUUUCGGUUCAAUCACCAUACGUGAAUUCAGCAGGGGUGAACUACGUCGGUGGCCAUGCUCAGUACCAUUCAGGAUAUUUGACGAGUGCAGCAAGAUAUCCCAACCAAGUGCAAGCAGUUCAGUUAGUCGGUAGCCCUUCGUAUCAAUCAUAUCCGUCCUACUACCCGUACAAUAUUCAGUCUCCAGCGGUAUCUUUCGCUCCGCAUCCAUUCCAAACAUAUGGUCAUGCAGCGGUUGGUCCGGUAGUGUAUGGUGGAGUUCAAAGGCCAUCCGUUGUAGCAUACGCUCCUCAACCUUUCUACCCAGUCGCUACCCCACAUCAGGGUCCUGCUGUACACGCUGUGCAUGUUCCAGCGGCACCUGUCGUUCCAGUUCACGUUCCUGUAGCACCUGUUAAGCCAGUAACUACGGUAACAAAAGUAGCAGCUGUUACACCAGUAACGACUACUGUUACCAAAACGGUCACUAGAGAAGAAGAAACUUUUUCUUCCAGCACUGAAACCCCGCUUCCGGUUAUCAAAUCACGCAAGUACAAAGUUAGAAGACCAGCAAUCCAGAACCAGUUCUAUGACAUCGAAGAACGGGUUAUUAUUAGACCUGUCGGAAGUGCCCUUGUAGAACUGGAGCAACCGGCAUCCAGAACGGAAACGAAGGUAACUUCCCACACAGUUCAGACACAACCAAACAGGGGAAGUGGUGGGCAGGGACGUGCAGUAUUUACCGGAACGACUACCGUGACUCAGAAGCCCCAAAUAAUUCACACUGUGUACCAGCAGACACCCGUGCAACACACUCCAGUAGUGGCUCCACAUCCCGUGAUUAUUCAUGCCAGCAGCGCUGGUCACGUUGUUCCUCAACCUGCCAUCCAUCAUGUGCAAGCACCAGUACCUGUCUAUGUAAAUCAUGUUCAACCAGUAUACGUUCCAGUAACACCUGUUCCAGUUAGUACUGCGGUCACUACGUUCAAACCUGUACAUCAUGUAACCACACAAAUUGUAACGACUCCUGCUCCAACUACAGAUCCUUCUGCCAUAUCUAGCACAGGCUACGACUACGAUGACUCCGUGGUAGUGGAACCACGUGGAAGUGGCUCGACAUAUCAUGUUGUCUCAAGUACCGAGGCUCCACUAGAGCAUUCGACUCUAGAUGCUACAGCCAAGUAUAGAAUUUGUGACGAAGUCACUUCCGGUGAUCUUCCCAAAAGGGGAGACAUCGCUAUCACAUAUGCUUCAACUGAAGCAACACACCAAGGUCUUUCCGAAGCGGAUCAUUCAACUUCUUCAGAAUCUACGGUAACACCUAAACCAAACCUCUCUGUAUCCGCGUCAUUCAAAAACGUUCAGGUAAAAUCUCGAGUCGAUAUUGAAGAUCAAAACCAAUCACAGUCGUCAGUUUCGGAACGCCAACAAACUCAAUCGCGCAGAGGACAGAUAAAUGAAAUUACAGCGACAUCGCCGAGGGUCAUCAUAGCUAAUGGUCUUUCAGCCGAUCAAGCCCGUUCAAACCAAGAUCAGUUUAUUCGACUGUUGUCCGAGCGAGAUUCUAUUUCGGAAGUAGGUUAUGGGCCCAACACCGACACAUCAAGUAGUCUAAUCAACACCUACGUUCGAAGUCGCGUGUUAUCAGCAACGCCUGCACCGCAAGGCGCCAAAGAAACAAGCAGAACCGUCAACAUCCGAAGAAUAAUUGUAUCCCGACCGAUUGAAACCGAACAAGAGGUCGAGGUUCGGGAGCACACCUUCUCUGCACAUCCCACCACACACCAAGUCACAUCCAGCUCGGAGCAGGUUCCCGUCUACACGACGAUCAAGCCUCCAGCAUUUGCCAGUGAUGAUGCCAAAUAAUAUACACCUAAGUUGCAUUUUACUCGCCAUGAAACAGAAAUUAAACGUCCAUUGUUACCGACACCCGGCUACAAUUUCACUUUUACCGAAUCCAUUUAGAAAUUCAAAUUUCAAUGCACAAGAACGCACGACCUG